Molecule: messenger RNA, 1593 nt
Organism: Exophiala xenobiotica
Lineage: Eukaryota; Fungi; Ascomycota; Eurotiomycetes; Chaetothyriales; Herpotrichiellaceae
Exons: 1
Coding region: 1-1593 (530 amino acids)
Biological process (GO): positive regulation of transcription by RNA polymerase II
Cellular component (GO): nucleus
Molecular function (GO): zinc ion binding; transcription cis-regulatory region binding; DNA-binding transcription factor activity, RNA polymerase II-specific
Source: RefSeq, a predicted model, not a curated record
AUGGCUUCCACGAGUGACCAUUCCGUGGGAGAAGCUGCAGCAUCUGCAAUCCAUGGGGGCCACGCCACUGGAUCACAAGGUAGGGCAACAUCUUACAGCCAAGGGAAUCUCUUUAAUCAUGGGCUAAUCGUUCAACAAGAUUGUACUACAUGUGUUCGACGGAGAAUUCGAUGUGACCGAUCUCUCCCUACAUGCGUCAAAUGCUCUAAGAAAGGUCUAACCUGUCCCGGGUAUGGGCCUCGCUGGCGGUGGGCCAAUGGCAUCGCAGUGCGCGGUCAUCUGAAGGGGCGUACAACACCUAAUGUCGAAAAGCCAGCGAGAGCCAGCACCUCUCUGAAAGCCAGCGCCUCUCCCAAAUCCACCAGGUCGUCCGAGAGUGAGAAUGCUGCCAGAGUACCAUCAGUGACAGAUCCUCUUGAGAAGAUGUUCCCAGACUUCCCUGACCCGGCUACCAGGGCUCGACUUCUGGAUCAUUAUGACAGGAACAUUGCAGGGUUAAUGGUGUGGAUAGACUCUGACCGCAACGAGUACCGACGCCUUGUACUUCCUCUUGCCGAGCGCCAGCCCGGACUUCUCCUAGCGAUCCUCGCCAUCUCAGCGCAACAUCUUGCAGUGACUACCAAAAAGGAAUCCAGCUUCUCGGCUCGUGCACGCGAUGCAGCUGUGUCCAUGAUAUCAUCCCAGAUUCGACAGGUCACGGGCCGGUUGGCUGCUGGAUAUGACUUGGACAACGAGAUCGAUACGGAUACCGCGGUGUGGAUGCUGGCCUCAAUGCUCACGUUAGCUUCAUAUGAGAUGGCAGAAUCGGAGCAGGGAGCCGCAGCCGCUGACUCGCAUAGGCAAGCCGCUCGAACAUUAGUGAACGCGCUUGCCACCACCAAUCGGGAGAACAACGACUUGUUCAAUUUUCUCCGUAAUCAGCUCUCCAUUUACGACAUCCUAGCAUGCACCACGUCGUUCAUGAGCACCAGAGAAGUGAUUCUACCUGCACCGAGCGACGCGAAUCUUAUCUUUUCCGAAUACCUGGGUCUCCUGCAUCAGGUAACAAUCACCUCCCGCCAGAUUUUCGACUCGGUUCCAUCUAGGAUGCCGAGCUUGAUUGAGCUUCCUGGAACGCCUGUCGAGACUCGCGCCAGGUUCGAAUUAGCUCGAGGCUCUACCCUGAUGGCUGCCGGACUGCUGGAAUUGACGCGGGAUGAGAGAAGGCGUGACUUCAUCCGCAUUGUGGAUAUAUAUCAUCACUCCGCUUUGCUCUACACUUACAGGUGUAUCUUUCAUGGAAAUGUUGAUCCUGUCGAUAUUUCCGCUUCGGCCACCACUUUGUUCGAGCGACUGAGCCAGCUGGAGGAUCGCUCUUCCUGCAUGCAGAAUCUACCUUGGCCGAUGCUGAUUGCCGGAACCGAAUGUUGCGGCAACCAAGAAAGACAGGCGUUUAUAGCAAGCUUGUACGAAGACACUGCUAGAGCUAUGGGCUUCAAGCACUAUCUCGAAGUGCUUCAUUUCUUGAGAGAUCUCUGGUCGAGUGACCAUUGUGACUGGCUCCAAUUGGCACGUCAUUACAGUGCAAAGGGAAAGCAAAUCGUGGCUGUUUGA